Messenger RNA from Egretta garzetta (little egret), 1335 nucleotides. RefSeq names its product fatty acid desaturase 2 (gene FADS2). Gene Ontology annotation, molecular function: oxidoreductase activity, acting on paired donors, with oxidation of a pair of donors resulting in the reduction of molecular oxygen to two molecules of water. The transcript has 12 exons. Bases 1 to 1335 code for a protein of 444 amino acids. The record is from RefSeq and is a predicted model, not a curated record. Gene Ontology annotation, cellular component: membrane. Gene Ontology annotation, biological process: lipid metabolic process. Lineage: Eukaryota; Metazoa; Chordata; Aves; Pelecaniformes; Ardeidae.
AUGGGGAAAGGGGGUGAGAAAGGAGGGGAGGCGGGGGAGCCGGGGGCGCAGAUCCCCUUCUACACCUGGGAGGAGAUCCAGAAGCACAACCUGCGGACGGACAAGUGGCUGGUGAUAGAGCGAAAGGUCUAUAAUGUCACCAAGUGGGCAAACAGGCACCCGGGGGGGCACCGAGUGAUCAGCCACUGCGCCGGCGAAGAUGCCACGGAUGCAUUCCAGGCGUUCCAUAUCAAUCCCACCUUGGUGCAAAAGUUUCUCAAGCCGUUGCUUAUUGGAGAGCUUUCUCCAGGGGAACCUAGCCAGGACCGAGAUAAAAACUCCCAGCUGGUGGAAGAUUUCCGGACCCUGAGGAAGACAGCAGAGGACAUGAACUUGUUCAGAGCAAAUCCUUUGUUCUUCUCCCUUUACUUGGGCCAUAUUAUUGCAAUGGAAGUUUUGGCGUGGUUAAUGGUUUCAUACUUCGGUACCGGCUGGAUCACAACUCUCAUCCUUGCCUGCAUCCUCACAACUUCCCAGGCCCAGGCAGGGUGGCUGCAACAUGAUUUUGGACACCUGUCUGUCUUUAAGAAGUCUUCCUGGAACCACAUUGUCCACAAGUUUAUCAUUGGACACAUGAAGGGUGCCUCUGCAAACUGGUGGAACCAUCGUCACUUCCAACACCAUGCCAAGCCCAACAUAUUCAAGAAGGACCCAGAUGUCAACAUGCUGCAUAUUUUUGUCCUCGGAGAUACACAGCCUGUUGAGUAUGGCAAGAAGAAGCUGAAGUACCUGCCUUACAACCACCAGCACGAGUACUUCUUCCUCAUCUUCCCGCCUCUGCUCAUCCCUGUGUAUUUCCAAAUCCAAAUCAUCUCGACCAUGAUCAGGCGCAGGUUCUGGGCGGACCUAGCCUGGGCCAUCAGCUACUACAUGCGCUACUUCAUCACAUACAUCCCAUUCUAUGGCGUUCUGGGAUCCCUGUCUCUCCUCACUUUUGUCAGGUUUCUGGAGAGCCACUGGUUUGUGUGGGUCACCCAGAUGAAUCACAUUCCAAUGGAAAUUGAUUGUGAGAAGCACAGAGACUGGCUAAGCUCUCAGGUGGCAGCCACUUGCAAUAUUGAGCAGUCCUUUUUCAACGACUGGUUCACCGGGCACCUGAAUUUUCAAAUCGAACACCACCUGUUUCCAACAAUGCCACGGCACAAUUUCUGGAAGGUGAAACCUUUGGUGAAGUCAUUAUGUGCCAAGUAUGGAGUCCAAUAUGAAGAGAAGCCUCUUGGAAAAGCAUUUGUAGACAUCGUUGGGUCCCUAAAGAAAUCCGGAGAACUGUGGCUGGAUGCUUACCUCCAUAAGUGA